GCUACGAUCAGCUGUUCAUUCCUGGGCCACUUAAACCGAAUUUUAUUAGUUUUUUUUUAUAUAAAUCCCCAAUUAAAGUGAUGUCAUGUCUUUUAUCUGCAUGCACUCAAUCUAAAAAUCGUUAUUUAAAACAUACUUACUGUAACAAUUUAUUUGUUUAAUGUGUCCAUUGGGAAUAAGCAGCGCUUAGAGCACAGCUGUGAUUGAGCUUAAAAUCAAUUUAUGUCAUAUGCAAGCUUGCUUUUUGAUUAGCCAUUUGAAUUGCAGUCACAGUUGUUGCUUAGCUUCAGACUUGAAAACACGAAGAUAGUCUUAGUCAAAAGAUUUAUUAGAUCAAAUGUGGAAGCUCCGAUUUGCAAUGGCCUGGAGAGCUGUAAUGUUAUUAUUAGUUUGUGCUGCUGCUACCAUCGCUGCAGAUUUUGGCUAUGGAGUCCACCGAGGACCCGGAACUUGGGCAAGAUAUUACGAACAAUGCAAUGGAAAGCACCAAAGUCCAAUUAAUAUUAAUAAAAUGGAAGUUAUAAAGAUGGAAUAUCCUGAAAUUAAUUACUACAACUUCGAUUUACGGCCCAAGUCAGUAACCUUGACCAACAAUGGACACACUGUGCUAGUCACAAUGAACUUCACAGAAGGCAAAGAACCGCGUCUAAGUGGCGGACCUCUGAUAAUAGAUGCUGUUUAUCAGUUCGAGCAGUUCCAUUUCCAUUGGGGAGAGAACGAUACACUCGGUAGUGAGGAUAUGAUCAACAAUCAACGAUAUCCCGCUGAGCUACAUGUGGUGAUGCGUAGUCUAAAAUACUCAGAUUUGACCAGCGCAUUAGAUCAAGAACAAGGCGUUGUGGUAUUAGCUUUCUUCUUUAAGGUGGUUGAAAAGCCAUUGAAUCCCUAUUAUGGCGAAUUUGUGGAGAUGUUAUCCCUUAUCAGAGGAAAAGACAGCUCGAAAAACUUGGUAGAACCUCUGCCGCUGUGGAAGUUUCUCUCAACGUACUCAACAAGAUAUUAUAGCUACAUUGGUUCGUUGACAACGCCACCUUGUUCAGAGGAAGUGCUCUGGAUUGAUUAUCAAGAUGCUAUAUACAUAUCGGAGUACCAGCUAAAUCUCUUUCGCAACCUCACCGCCAGCGAUGAGCACUUGAAGAACAAUUUCCGUCCAAUUCAAAAGCUCAAUGAUCGCUUAAUUUACGAAAAUGUGCCCAAGGACAAUCUACAAACGAACUGGAUGCCUCCACCUAGUGCAGCUCCCUUGACUAGCUCUUUAAAUGUGAUUAUCCUACUGGGCAUCAGCAUGCCCGCGCUGCUAAAAGGCCAUAUUUUGGUAGACUUUUAAUUGGUAUAGCGAUGCAGACCGCAUCAUACUUUGUUUGCGUUAAAGGCAUUGCUCGCAUGCUUCACAUUUUAAUUAAGCCUUGUCGCAGCCUGUGGACUUGUACGGCUAUUUUAUGGUGUCCUUUUCGUUGUGGAACUUAAAUCAAUACUAAAUACUAGAUGUGAACAUUAACGGUUUAAGGAAACUAAGUAAUAAUAAUAUUUUAAAUUAAACACUUCGCUGUUUGUAAAAGUAUUUGUUAAUUUAUGUUAUUGCAUCUAUCUUUAAAUAGUCUUUCGUGUGCUUUUCAAAUAAACAAAUAAUCAGCUACAGAACGAGUUUUAAGGAUUUUAUCUUACCUUCCAAUAUAUUAGAAUAAAUCAAAAUCUUUGGAAUCAAAAUAAGAAGUUUCCAUUUGAAUGAACGUUGCUUGGAUUUGUAACUAAUGUAACUAAUUUUAUUUUGCUUUACUUAGUUUUUACAGGUUUUUAAUAAUUUAUUUUUGUAUUAUCAUUAUCAUCGAAUUCUGUAUAUGCUUUGUUUUUGUGUGAAAUAUAUAUAUAUAUACUAUAUAUUUAUCAGAUGCAUAUAUAGCUGCAUGUGUUACUUUUGUUUUCUUUUUACCUUUUAUGUAUAUGUAUAUAUAAAUAUGUACGCCUGGAUUUUCACUUUACAAUCUUACAUCUUAACCGAUAACUGUGCCAAAUGAUGUGGCGCAAGUUGUUUAUUUGUUUGUGUGCUUGGUUUUCAGCUUUUUCAUUUUGUUUAAUUUUUUGUUUUGUUUGUAUUUUAAAUAUGCUCGCAAAAUUCUACAAUAAACGCAGUAUAAUUAUAUUUAUAUAUAUAAUGUUUAUAUGUAUCAAUAUAUACUAUAAUGCAAUGCGUAUAUUCAAAAUGUGAAAUUAAAAAAUUGUAUUUAAAAAUAUUUAAUUCAUUUUAUAGUAUAAUGCACGCUUUUAAAUAUAUUUUAUAUUUUCGCAGUGUAUGUGUGGGUUUCAUUUUUUCUGUGUUUUUGUUUUUCUUUUUAUUGGCCCUAUGGUUAAUAGAAUCCUUGUCAUUGACAUAUAGAUUUAUUAAUUUGUAUUAUAAUGCAUGCAUCUCAUCGAAUCAUUAUUAUAUAAUAUGUUGUGUAUAAAUUACUAAUAAUAUAAAUUAAGCACUCGAAAAACUGCAGCUGCUACAAAUGCGGGGGCUGCCUUCUCUCUUCAUAUAUGUAAAUAUAGUACAUGGAUUGAAUUUUUUUUUUUUUGGGGGGACGAUUUCUACAAAUUACUUGCUCGCUUUGUUUUUUUUUUUGUGUUUGCUUUGAAAACCGCAUUCAUAAUUCACAUAUUUAAAUUUAUCACUUAUUCUCUAAUAAUUUGUUAUUUUUUAGUUUUCUUUUUUAUACAAACAUGUUUUUGUUGCUUGGAUUCCUUCGAUAAUAGUUAUAAUACU
Molecule: messenger RNA, 2743 nt
Organism: Drosophila sulfurigaster albostrigata
Lineage: Eukaryota; Metazoa; Arthropoda; Insecta; Diptera; Drosophilidae
Product: carbonic anhydrase 7-like
Exons: 4
Coding region: 338-1327 (329 amino acids)
Cellular component (GO): cytoplasm
Molecular function (GO): zinc ion binding; carbonate dehydratase activity
Source: RefSeq, a predicted model, not a curated record